This is a messenger RNA of Seminavis robusta, 603 nucleotides long. Lineage: Eukaryota; Bacillariophyta; Bacillariophyceae; Naviculales; Naviculaceae. The record is from the annotation of a GenBank genome assembly.
AUGGAUAACACCAAUUCGACCAAACGCGUAGCCCACCAAGCGUAUACCAACCAGACCAACAACACCGGACAACAAUUAGAAGAUGAUCUGAGGGCAGAAACCACCAGCGGAAAGAUAAGCUUAGCUUGCGUUGCUCUGAAUACUUUUGGCAGCAAGAAAGCCAAGAAAGUCCUGCCAGUUGACUUUCAACCAAAUGCACACACUGUCAUUCUGGGAAGAGGAGCUUCCAGUGAUAGUUCAGGAAACCGUCAGCUGCGCAUCUUGGUGCAAAGCUACCUGCAGCAAUAUCUGGACGCUCCUGACAAACUAGGCAAAUCUCUAAUUGUAUCUCAGGUCCUUGACAUUGUCAGAGAGAAUAGCCCUAGAGCGGCCUUUGUCAAGUUCGAAAAGGGCCGAUGGGUUGAUGUCGGAGAAAGAACUUCCAGAGAGAAAGUGGGUUCCAUGUUCAGGGAUUGUUUAGGGGACAAGUACAAGUCCAGCGCCAAGACCAAGACGGCUAUCAGAGCACAAAAGAGGAAAGCCAAGCAGCAACAAGAAGAACUAACGCAUCAGACAGAGGCUCAACAAGGACUUUUGCAACUAAAGAGGCCGCCAGGGUGGUAA